Aquila chrysaetos chrysaetos is the source of this 10380-nucleotide messenger RNA. It is a transcript of the gene BTBD3, whose product is annotated as BTB domain containing 3. Gene Ontology annotation, biological process: neurogenesis; dendrite morphogenesis; cerebral cortex development. Lineage: Eukaryota; Metazoa; Chordata; Aves; Accipitriformes; Accipitridae. The coding region runs from base 5467 to 7032 and encodes 521 amino acids. Gene Ontology annotation, cellular component: cytosol. Gene Ontology annotation, molecular function: protein binding. The transcript is spliced from 4 exons. The record is from RefSeq and is a predicted model, not a curated record.
AAAAGAAGUGCCAUGCAGCAACAUAGCCUAUAUGGUAGCAAAUAAUACAAGAAUGAAAGAGUAAAAGACAUCUGAAUACUGAUUCUUUAAGCUUCUAUUUUAUGUAAGUUUGUAUUUACCUGUUGACUGGGGUGCUCAGGGCUUUCUGCUUUUGUUUUCUUUAAAGCAUUAAGGGCAUUUAGGAAAAAAAAUGUAAAAACUAUCUUAGUGGAUAAUAUUACACAAAGUGUUUAAAUCCUCAUGCUUUAAACUCUAAGCAGUUAAGAAGAAUAUUUGCCAGUGUAUAUGUUGCUAGUGUAGUAUAGGACCUAUAGCAAAAUACAAUUUAGCUAUUUUGGACUUUGGUUUAAAGUUUCUAGUGUUGGUUCAAGAUGCGGUUCUACGCUGAUACUAUUCUACUCUUUCCCAGCUCUUGGCUAUUCUGGGAAAGAAAUGCUCUCUAUUUUUUUUACCCUAUAUUCUGGCUUCUCUGAGAGUCUUUACAAUUUUGCCCAUCUUUCUCCCUGCUUUUAGUUGUCUUUUUUUUUUUUUUUUUUUUUUCCCCUAACCUCUCCAUAGAAGGCCUUACUGAGUAGGAGUUCAGGGCCAGCUUUUCUAUGCAACAGAAUGAAGUGGAUGCAAUCCUGGUUACUUUCAGUGCUGCCAGUCAGAAACUUAGGAGAGGGGAGGUUGGAAGAUUUUGUCAACUCUAAUUACAUUUUUUUACUUGAGGAAAUCAAGAGAAGAGCUAUUAGUCCGCUUUCCAAAUGAGCGUUUUUACAAACAAAAGGGUUGGCGUGGUGAUCAGGAAGGAUUCUUCGAAGUGACUACGUAAUUCAUAGAUAGGUAAACAGAACUAGGCUCCUCAGCUGUGUGGGUUGGGUUUGUUGAGGGGGGUUUUUUUGUUUAUUUGUUUUUUGAAUUUGUACAUUCCAUUUUUAAAUGAGUGCUUAAAGUCAACUUAAAUUCAAUGAAAGUUAGCAGUGGACAGGUAGAUUUGUUAAACAGUAACGGUGUGUGUUUAUUUUGGUUAAUCAAGCUGUAUCGUCUGAAAUUUGUUUCCUUGUAAGGGGAAAUACAGAAUUUAAACAAAGAAUGUUAAUAAUGCAUAGGGAUAAUAACUGCCAAGGGACAGACUUGGCAACUUUACAAAAAAGAAAUAUAUGCAUUUUCUCAUUGCCUACUUGGAAUUCAUUCCUUUAUUCAUGAUCUGGUUGUAACAGACAAUUGGGAAUUUUGAUGAAAGUGUGUUUUUUAUAGAAUUGUCCAGUUUGUGGUACUACAUGAAGAAUGGACCUGUAAAUGAGAGAUAUAGAAAAACAAAACUUAGAAGAAGAAGCAACAAAAUAUAUAAAAACUUGGGUAUACUUGCUAUUGCAGCAGGAGAGACUGAUGUAAUAUGAGGAAGAGUACUCCCAUCAACCCUGGAAAUUCAAUGAUUUCUCAAUUGGAAGUUACCUUUAGAAAGGCAUAAUUACAGUAGUACCAUACUAUUAAAAGUUGUACCAAGAGCUGGGCUAUAAUAUGACUCCUGUGCCAACCCUCACAAUGGUGUGAAGGUAUAUUAUGGUCUUAAGGAAUAAAUGAAACUGCAAUUGCAGGUAUAUUGCACACAUUUGGAUUUGAAGAGCAAAAUUGACGCUUCUGUUGUUCGCAAUAUUUAAUCAGGAACUGAUUUCCAUGGGCUUGUAACUUGCUUCUAAUAAUUUGAAAGGGGCAUGUAACUUGAUGCGUGGUAUCUCAGCCUCAGAAUAUAGUCCUUUGCUUAAUUCUUCACCUCUAGCAUUUUGGAUUUUCAUUAGGCCAGUGUUAAGAUUUAAGCGUGGAAUUUCCUACACCCUUUAAGUUAAAGUAUUUGUGGUUUGACCUCUUUGCUUAUAAAAUAAAGAUUAAUGUGCCUUUGAAGAACUGUAUUUCCCUUUUUCUAAGUUGUAUAUAUCAAGUUUGGUUCUGUUAAUAUAUAGUAAAUGAAGAAAAAUUAGAAUUGCUGAAGAAGAUUAGGAACACAUUGUAAUAAGCUUUCAAAAACUGAUAGAUCUUUGGGUGAGAGGAGGUCAAUUUCCUUGAUCCUCUUGCCAGAGACAGACUGAUUUGGACUUGGGGUUUUGACUAGUCUUUCAACAGGGAGUAAGUAGUUCAUAGGUUGCUUUUACUGACUGCUAAUAUAUUGAUUUGUAAAUUCAUUAACAGUAUAUGUAUAGUAAAAGAAGAAAACUAUGUUGUAGGAAAAUAAAUGGAAGUUGCUGCCAAAAUGGAAAGAAUAGUGGGUAAAACUAGAACUAAUUCUUUGGUGUUUUUUUCCCAUUUCACAUGCAUCUAAUGAUUGGUUUAGAAGAGUUAGUUUCUAAGCUGAUAAAGUGCAGUGGAAGGUGGUAUAAAGUCUGUAACAGGUUUGUAGAUUUUCAUAGGAACUUUUGCAGUCUGUUGUGGAAUUGACACUAUUUUCCAGUUAUAGCAGACCAGAUUUUGGUGGGUGGCUUAAGAACAGGCUAAGAUGGCGGUUAGGCUUUCUAUUUACUGGAGCGGAUUUUUAUCCUGUCAUGAAAAUACUUGUCUCCUGGGGAGUCUGUCUGACUUCUGGAUUCAGGUGGAACAUGUUUCAGCUGCAGCUUCUCCCUCCCUUCCUUUCCCAAGAAAGCACAACAUGCUAUACAUGCGUUGUGUUUUACAGAAGUCAAAGGUAUCGUGGACUCCUAUGGCUUCACGUUUAUGAUCUUUCCCAGAAUGAGUUGACCAGCCAGUCCGUCUGCCAUUUUCUUUCUCUUCUGUAGCCUCCCAGUGACCUUAUCAGGUGUGUGUAUAACCUUUGGAUUUGUACUGGUCAAAUGGUUUGAAAAAAUGUGCAAGGACCUUGACUUUUGUAUACUUUAGUAGUCUAUAAAAUGGAUUUAUGGAAUGAAAAUCAAAUCUCUCAUCUUUGAUUGCUAUCUUUUGCCUUCUGCCAACUGCAAUGCUGAGAACCAGAUUUUCUGCAGAAUGCAUGGUUUUUCUUAUCUUUAAGGAUUUUUUAGAACUGCUUUCUUUUGAAAUGUCUGUCCUGUGCAGUGGCAAAAGGGUUAUUUUUGUAACUAGAAGGGCUGGAAAUUUACAUAAGGAGGGGAAAAAAACUUAGGUAAACUCAACAAACUCAGAUUUUGUGCUGAGAGUACUUGCUGUGUCCCUGUUACAAACUCUCAGCUGUAAGCAGUUAUAACCAUCGCAUCGGUGGGAUCAGUUUCUUCUCCUUUACCCCUUUUUUUACCUCUCUACAGUUCAAUAUGGCUUAGGUGGUUAGUUUCCCUUCCAAAUCAAUCUGUUGCAGAUAAAAAAAGUAAAAACAAAAGGCGGGGGGGAGAGAAAGAAAAGCUUGCUAGAAAAGUUAUUUCUUUGGAAAUUACAUAGCCUGCCUCUCAAUGUAUUUAGGAAUGUAUCUCUGCCUUUCAGCCACACCAGGCAUAAGGCACCAUCUUCUUUAAAAUUACCGGUGAAGGAGAUUUUGCUCUAAGACAUUGGGUUGUGAAAUGUAGUAGCCGAGGCAUGGGCAUGUAUCCUUCUGUUUCCCCCUUCCAUAAGCAGUGACUUCAAACAGAGAGGAUAGAUGUGUGUCUGGAAACGGUAUCAUCUCAAACCACUGCAGUGAAGUCUCUAAGUGGCCAACUGCCAGGGUGUCUAGUUAGUGUUUAAUAUGGAAUGUCUCCCAAGAAGACCUGAUAAUCUUUGAAAUACCUGUACUUAGGUUUUACAGUUUCAGGUUUAAAGACACCCAGAGAUUGUGUGUUACAAAGCUAUAGCUGUGAUUCAAGCAGUUGUGAUGGUGUUUCAAUAAAUAGCCUGAGUAACAUUUCUGUGCUUCAGUUUAAGUCAGUGGCAGAUUUCUGUCAGGGAUUUCAGCAAGUCAGCCAUUUCUCCAGCAACCUUUGAUCACUUUAAUUUUGCUGUUGUACUCUUGUCCAGCAAAACUAAUUAAGGCUAAAAGUGGCUAAAUUUGCUUUGAAAGCAAAAGGGAUUUUUUUCUUUAAAACUUGAGAAUAAUUAUUAAAUCUUAUUUUAAUUAUCCCCCCCCCAAUAUCUUAAGGUGUGAAUAUUGACACCUAAUACCUAGUAUUUUUUAUUUCCCUGCUUUUGUUUUUAAGUGGCUACGUUUACGUGUUUGGUUUUGGUUUUUUUAUACACUUGACCUACUGUUAAGGAAAUCUGAUCUAAAUUUAAGUUCUAAGUAAACUAAUGACUGAAAAUUAGUAUUCUUUGCUAUUUAAAUGGUUUGGUAGGGAUAGCUUAUAUCCUGUUUAUUUCAGAAAGUAUUUGUGUAUAAAAUCGGAGUGUGUUUUCAUCUCGAGGAGUGACUUCUGCCUGAGACUCUCUAAAUCAUGCAGAUUUUUUCAUUUAGUGCUUUAAAAUAUUGAUUAAAUAUAUUCACUCUGGUUUGCUUUAAUCUAAUUGCAUAUCUAGAAGUUUUCUUCUGAUGUGGUGCAGCCAUGUCUGGUGUAAGCUAGCUUAAUUAGCAGUGCUUAGUGAUUUGGGACCCCUGUUAAAGGCUAUUAUGUUAUCUAGAAACAUAAGGAGUUAAAGCUAAAGCUGUGACCUCAUCUCUAUUCACGUUACACUGGAGUAGAAGCUGCGCUGAAAGGGAUUGUUUAACUGCAUCGCUGUCUUUGCUGCGGCUAGUUGAUUGCUUUAAUUUGGUUCUGAUAUCUGUAGUGUGCUUUUGCUGAACAACUGUUAUGGUAGGGAUUUGUGGGAAUACUGGAGACAUACGAAGUCAUGCUAAUAUCGACUGCAUGUGGAAAUAGCUCCCACAGGAAUACUUAGACUCAAGUACGUCUUUCUACCUGAUUUCAACUUUUUAUUGCUUCCCCUGUGAAAAUUCAAGCAGCAUCAAGGAGAGCUAAAACACACAGGCUUCUUCUGGCCAGUCAUGCACUUACGCAACUGUGCAUGCUAUUUAUUACUUUAUUACUUAGCGCUACGUAUGAAAUGAAGAGCGCAACUGCUGUCGCUUUAAUGUCAGAGCGGCAUACGUUACAAUAGGUGUCACUGUGCGGCUGGGUCCAAUCGUUAUCGGUGACUUCAGCUAUUGGCUCCGAAUGCUGGCUGACUCCAUCUGCAGGGCUGCAAUACCUACUCUGUUCCGAUCCGUUCAACGCACAAGUUCAGCGUGCCGAGCAGCCUAGCAGUGCUACGGUGUGCAUCUUGCCAGCUCCCUUCAGAAAGCCGGUGCUACAGCCACGCGCAUACCCUCUUCGCAGGGUGUAGCGCUUGCAGGCGAUUCCUGAUCAGGAAAUCUGGAAAGAAGUAAAACUGGCAGGAAUGAUGGGGGUGUAUUUAACGAUUCAAGUACUGGAUCAAACUUAAAGCCAGUUUCUUACUCGGUGCACUGGAAAGGUCACCUUGUCUUGCUGGAAAAGAAGCAAACUCUCAGCUCUGCUGCUCUCUGCUUAACAGCUUCCACGUGCAUUUCUUAAUGUUUCUAGCUAGUUAGGCUAUCUAGCUUUACAGACAAGUAUACUCAUGGUAGAUGAGAAAGGAAAGAACAUGAAAUGUCUCACCUUCUUCUUGAUGCUUCCAGAGACGGUUAAGAACAGGUCCAAGAAGAGCUCUAAGAAGGGAAAUAGCAGCAGCAGUAGCAGCAGCAAAUUGCCUCCAGUUUGCUAUGAAAUCAUUACCUUGAAGACCAAAAAGAAGAAGAAGAUGGCUGCUGAUAUUUUUCCCCGAAAGAAACCAGCCAACACUAAUACAACUGCUGUCCAGCAGUACCACCAGCAAAAUCUCAAUAACAACAACACUAUUCCUGCACCUAAUUGGCAAGGACUUUAUCCAACCAUCAGAGAGAGAAAUGCAGUGAUGUUCAACAAUGACUUGAUGGCAGAUGUUCAUUUUGUGGUCGGGCCACCAGGUGGGACCCAGCGGCUGCCAGGACACAAAUAUGUCCUGGCUGUUGGGAGCUCUGUAUUCCAUGCGAUGUUUUACGGAGAGCUUGCUGAGGACAAAGAUGAAAUCCGUAUACCAGAUGUUGAGCCUGCUGCUUUUCUCGCAAUGCUGAAAUACAUAUAUUGUGAUGAAAUUGAUUUGGCUGCAGAUACCGUGCUGGCCACUCUUUAUGCUGCCAAGAAGUAUAUCGUCCCUCAUCUUGCCCGCGCCUGCGUCAACUUUCUAGAGACAAGUCUAAGUGCAAAGAAUGCCUGUGUGCUGCUUUCCCAGAGCUGCUUAUUCGAGGAACCUGACUUGACCCAGCGCUGUUGGGAAGUGAUUGAUGCCCAAGCUGAGCUAGCUUUGAAGUCUGAGGGGUUCUGUGACAUUGAUUUUCAGACACUUGAAAGCAUUCUCCGAAGGGAGACUCUGAAUGCCAAAGAAAUUGUUGUUUUCGAAGCAGCUCUGAACUGGGCUGAAGUGGAGUGUCAGCGACAAGAGCUAACGGCUACCAUAGAGAACAAGCGCAAAGUCCUCGGGAAGGCUCUAUACUUGAUACGCAUCCCUACCAUGGCCCUCGAUGACUUCGCAAAUGGCGCUGCUCAGUCUGGGAUUCUGACUCUCAACGAAACCAAUGAUAUCUUCCUCUGGUAUACGGCUGCCAAAAAGCCAGAGUUACAGUUUGUAAGCAAGCCCCGUAAAGGCCUUGUUCCUCAGCGAUGCCACCGUUUCCAGUCCUGCGCUUACCGCAGCAACCAGUGGCGCUACAGGGGCCGCUGUGACAGCAUCCAGUUUGCUGUUGAUAAGAGAGUGUUUAUUGCUGGCUUUGGGCUCUACGGCUCCAGCUGUGGAUCAGCAGAGUACAGUGCCAAGAUUGAACUCAAACGACAAGGAGUUAUCCUAGGUCAGAACUUGAGUAAAUACUUUUCAGAUGGUUCUAGUAACACUUUUCCUGUGUGGUUUGAAUAUCCAGUGCAGAUUGAGCCUGACACCUUUUACACAGCUAGCGUGAUUCUGGAUGGUAAUGAACUCAGCUAUUUCGGACAAGAAGGAAUGACAGAAGUUCAGUGUGGGAAGGUGACUGUUCAGUUUCAGUGCUCUUCGGACAGUACAAAUGGCACUGGGGUACAGGGAGGGCAAAUUCCCGAACUCAUAUUUUAUGCUUGAAUGAAAGUGUGUGGAGACGAAGCAUUUUACUAUGAAGAACCUGUCUGGUUCAGGCCUACUGACACUUAGCUUUUUAUCUGCAAAUAUAUGAUCAGUACAGGUAAUAUGUAACUAAACGCUGUGGGCAAGUUACUGGCUUGCUAUACUUGUAGCAUCGUUGGUGAUAAAGUUUAAGUGUAAUAUUUAAACUGGAAGCUCUUAGGAACAAGCAAGUUUUAAAGGCUUUAUAAGAGGGUUGCCUGUUUGCUGGUGAUGCUAACCCUUUCUUUGAUGCACCUGUGAAUCACCAGAGGAUGUCCCCCUCUUGUAUCUCACUAAACACUGUCUUCAUUGAUCCAUUUUCUCUUUCUCCAUUUCCUGCUUUCUGCUUGUAAUUUCUGGGGGAGGUGGGGGUAGAAAAUGAAGAGCCUUGUUUUAUAGCGCUCUCUUCUAUCUGCUCUUCAGACUUAAGAGCUUCCAAUAAACUGAGCUGCUUUUGAUCAUGGGAGCCAAAAGAAGUGCUUCAGUUGUAAGGAGAAAAAGCAGAGGUUUAAACCUUCAUCCUGUGACACUCUCCUGCAGCCAACUGUUCAGGAUGGCUACAGGAAGAUGGAGAGAAGCAAGCAGCUUUCAGAAAGCUACACAGCAUGCUGACCAUGUCCACGGUACAUGGACAUGUUUACAGUGAGGGGGGGAUGCAGGCUUGGCAAGUUACCCUCAGAGUACAUUUUCUAGGAAUCCCACCUUGAAGGCAAGGAAGUACUUGCACAUGUUCAGAUUGUACAUGCAGCUCUUGAAACUCUACUCCCGUGACCUAGUUUUUGCUACAUUGAAGUUGAUUUGCUAUUUAAAUGGUUUUUCUUUGAACCCUUGCUAAAUAAAUGGGAAUUAAUAUCUAUCAUCCGAUGCAGGAUAAUUUUUUGUUUGGUUUGGGUGGGGUUUUUUUCUUCCUCCUAAACAUGGUAGAGGCAGAUUAUAGAGGAACAAAAGAACGUACCAAUCCUGACUUGGACUUUUUCCUGUAAUAUGAGAUUUCUUAUUUUUAUUACCAUACAUUAUCAGUGAAAAUUUAGACAAAGACAGAAGAUUCCCAGCUGUGGUCAUAUUACACUUAGUGUAUAUUAUCAGAUAACAGUGAGGAGGAGGAAAUCUCUAAUGUGUUAAUGUUGGAUCUCUGGCAACUGCUUAUGGUUACACAUCAAUCAGAGGAUUAUGUGGUACAGAACCUUUUCCUUGUCUGAAUUUUUUUUUUUUUCCCAAACUUCCUGUUAUAUGUCUGUAUUGUUUUUUGGAAAAGUAUUAGGGAUCAUGACUCCAUUUAUCAGGGAAGGAAAUGAGUAUAAAUAAGAAAUACAGGUACUGUUUAAACACAAGAAAAUCCUUCACCAUUGCAUUGGGACAGUUGCUUCUCAGAGGCACACUACCUAUUGUAAAGCAUCUCAUUUCACCUUUGAAGUGGGUUCUGUUUGUUGCGUAUGUUCUAACAAAAUGAGAGGACCAAAUGAUUCUUUAGACAGAGUGAAGAUUAAUGUUACAGUAUAUCAACACGUUAAUGUAGCGUAAUCCUAAAUUCACUUGUCAGUUUUGUAAUAAAAAUGUUUUUCUUGUAUGAUUUCUUACCGGUUUAAUACUGUUACUCUAAGUGUUUUUUGACGGUUGGAAUCCUGGCCCCUGGCCAUCGUAAAGUGCCAGUACAUCUUUGCAGUGUCCAAAAUACCAUCUGAAGUAAGGAUGACUGGAGUGUAGAUGUCAAACACUUUAUGGCCAAAGCCCAGAUGUACUCUCUAGGUAAUAAAAGGAGAGCCAGGUAAAAAACUGCCCUGCAACAUCUAUGCUUUUCACCCAUCUUAGUGUUUAAUGUUUUUUAUACAUACAUACAUAUAUACGUGUGUGUUUACAUUUCAGAAAGAAUGUUGCUUAUAAAUACCCUCAAAAUAUAGAGAAAAAUGUUUUGGUUUUUUGUAACAGCUGUACAUAAUCCAGACUGUUAGUGAAAUCUAAACAGAAUGCUCCAUGGAAAACUCCCAGAGAGAGAUUUUAAAAACCUCCAGUUAAUUACAUUUAGAUCUGCAGCCUAAAAUAGACAGGAGUAUGAAUUGUAUGGACUGGAGGAAGAGUUGCUGAAGAGACUGCAAAAAGGAAUCUUAAGAUUGUGAUGAGGUAAUGGUCAUCUACUUUUAGACAACAUCUGAGCAGCAGUUCCAUUUAUUUAAAUACAUUUGAAAGCAGAGAAAGAUGCUAAUCAGCUGAUUAAGUUUUCUUACAGCAAGCGGUUGAUGUACAUGUAAUUACUCUGAGUGAUGAUCAGAUUGACAAGUUGCUUGCAGUAGCAAGCUACAUUCUGAGUUUGGAAAAAAAACAGGUGCCUCAGCUGAUGGGACAAAUCAGAGUACUGCAUUGGUAUAACUAGACUUGGGUUCUCACUUCUAAUUUAUUUUUUGGUUUUUACUUAUCUGCAAAUAAAGGUGAAGUAUCUACUACGUUCACUGGCUGGAACAGAAGUUAAGAGAUCAGAAUACUGUGUAACUGUAAUAUGUAGAAAAUGAGCUGUUAUUUAAUUAUUAUUUUAUUUGCUACUUUUAUGAAAUCUUUUUGAUGAAGUAGGAUGAAAGCAACCUCUAGCUUAAUUCCUCUGAGUCCAUUCCGAGUUUUAGGAGCUGGUGCAUGUAAAGUUUUUCAGUAUGGAUGAAUAAACAUAAGCACCCCAAAAUACCUUUUGAUGCUUACAGCACAACUUGUUAGCAUCAAGCAGUGCUCAGAAUCAAGUACUGGUAUAUAAGAAGGUCUCUAGUAUCAGUCACCUUAGGACAUCAGGGCACUUAAAUACGUGUCUAAAUGUGGAUUUGGUUGGUUUAGCAGUAGCAUCCAAGCUUGAAUACAUUGAUUGACAUUUUGCAAGCAUCAGCCGUAUCAACCUGGAAUGUAAGCAUAAUGUCGAUAGAGAUCCUUUUGUAGAUUCUGUCUUAAACUGUACCUGGCCAUCUUUGCUACUUGUAUGUUUGAUUUUCCUGGUGAGGGGAAUCUGUGAUAAGAGAGUAUGAUGUAAUAUACUUUCUGCAUAUCUGAAAUAGUAUUUAAGUAAACAUUUUAAUUUCUACAUAGUUAUUGCACUGAACUGUUUUGGGAUUUUUUUUUUUUUUAUUUGUUGUGAUAAACUCAGCUAACUUCAGGUCCCAGCACCCAUUUGUGGUGGAGCAGUGUUUGAACUUAGCAGGCUUACAGCAUUAUUUAUAAAGGACAGAUAUAUAUAAAUAUGAAGUACCUCAUGUUGAAUGUUAUUGUACUGUAUCUUUAAUGUCACAGUGCAGAUCUUGUUGGACUCAUGAAUGUGUAUAUUCACGUUAAACAAAAAUAAAAAUGGUUCUUAAA